GAGGACCUUGGGACCGCACGACGAGAACAUAUUUCAACGGCAGACGACCAACUCCAUAGGCGGACUAGACUACAAGACAUCGAAGCAGGGAGGUUGGCGAAUGUACCAGGCUCAGAGGCCCAGCGAAUGGCCAAAGAAAAUGAGACGUUACUCGCGGGUUGGGCAAGUGAUACCGAGGACCUCGAGCAUCUCGACACCCUCUUGGACGGUCAAACCCACCGCCUUGCCUUGAACGCGACCAUCCGUGAAGGCGGUGCGAGGGCUGGAAGAGGGGAUGGGAGGCAUUUCGGGGCUACUUCAUCGACCAGGGCAUCGCGCUCGGUAGGCCGCGGCGGUGGUGUUAUGGGAACUCGAGGACGUGGAACAACUCAGGGCUCCAUGGCGUCAUCAAACUCAACCCUCGGACCUUACCGGGUUGUUCUACCCCCAACGAGAUCACACCUAGACCCAGCUCUUGAUAACUCCAACGACUUCUACAGGGUGACCCGCGAAGGGAAUGCGUCUAAGAAAGAAGAAGCAGUGAAAGGGCAUCAAAAGCAACUCCAUGUUCGAAAGCCAACACCUGCUAUCCGAGCCAGAAGGCCUAUGGUUGACUAUGGGCGCCUCAUCAGCCCACCUGAAAGUUUUUUGGCUGCUGCUCGCAAUGUAGUUAGCACAACAACUGCAGGAGUCGCUCCCACUGGUGCUGCCGAGGCUUUUGACGAUAAUAGGCCCCAGGUCAGUACAGAACCAUGCGAUACAGCAGGUGCCAGUGACCAUCCUAGCCCUUCGAAGGUGCUGGAGCGCCUGGGAUAUCAAAUCCCUGCACGCCCUCAGGCUGCCACUCGUUCAGAAGACCCGUUCACUACUCAGAGAGCGUCUUCGCAGCGCCAGGAUAUAGCCAGAGAACAUGAGCCGCUCCCCCUUCGACUGUCUCCGACCGUACAGGUUACAGCAUCCCAAGAAGAAAGAUCUCCAUUGAUGAGCUUAAAGACAGAAGAGUCUGUUUCUGAGUUGCUGAAAAGCCAAACUCAGGUGAAAGAGCAAGUUACGUCCGGCAUAUCUACACCAAAGAAGAUUGAGAAAUUAUCGCCAGGGGAAAAUCCUGCAAUCGGAGAUGAAGGUAGCAGAUCGAUAGCUGCCAGCAGUGCCACCGAUGCCCUUUUGCUUGAUAUUAGUCUUACACCACCGAAGCAAAUGCCCCUUGGCCAAAGUCCUUUUUCCUCGGCAAUGCUGAGUCCCACUUUGGAAGAUCUGAAAGGCCUUACAUUUGAAGACCUUGAGCCUCUACAAGACCCAGUCUCGCAUGACUCCGCCCCUAGGAACCAACCUGGUGAAUCGAAGUCUGCAUAUAAUUUGCAGCGUCAAAUUGACAUCCUUUGCGAACUCUUGGAAUCAACUUCGCUAUCUGAUGUGAGCCGUGAGAACUUGAAGCAAUGCAAGGACGAGCUCCAAGGAAAGAUGAGCAAGCAUAGCCCCACUGAUGAAACAAAAGGAAAGAGGGUCCUUUUUCCCGGAGAGCACAUCCCUCAAGGUCUCAAGACGGUAGCCGAACCAGGCGAUCAAUCGAGCCUCGAUUUGCUGGACAUGCAGGAUACUCCCAUGGAGAGUGUAAGGCUAGAUACCACUCAGAGCCUGAGCCCUCAAAGCCGACUGAAUGUGACAGCGCCGCCAUUCUUUCCUCUCAUGCCGUAUCGCUCCCCUUCAGGUAGCCUUUCAAGUGAGUCAACAUGCAUCCCGCAAACGCCCUGUCCACACCGUCGGGUUGCGGAAGGCCAUCAUAUCAUCGGGGAUCAUCUCCUCCCAGGGAGGCAUUCAAACUCCAUGGUUACUGGUCCUGACCCGCUAGUGGCGAAGCAGCUACAACCCGGUAUUCAUCCUGAGCCUCGUGUCAAGUUCUCGAUCCCGCAGCAACCUUCGCUGACAUUGGCUCCUAAACCUCCAGUUAUGGAAGCGUUUCGCUCGGAUGAUGCCGUUGAAAAUAUCCAGCCACGCACCAACCCCUCGCCUGAAUUACAGCGAUCAAUCCAUGCCCCGAGUCCGAAGCCAUUGCCGAGGCCAUUGCCGAAGCCCAAGGCCUUGGGCGGCCUGGAAAGCUCUCGGUACGCAAACCCCUCUAGCAACAAGCCGUUCCGCUGAGUU
This is a messenger RNA of Aspergillus ibericus CBS 121593, 2121 nucleotides long. RefSeq lists its product as uncharacterized. The coding region runs from base 127 to 2118 and encodes 663 amino acids. The transcript has 6 exons. The record is from RefSeq and is a predicted model, not a curated record. Lineage: Eukaryota; Fungi; Ascomycota; Eurotiomycetes; Eurotiales; Aspergillaceae.